GCUUUCAUUUUACUAAUAAACACAAAAUAUCUAUUGAAUAAGUGCUUUUAACAUAACAUGUCUCCAAAUUGAUUCUAUAAUCUAAACAUGGCUUUCUCUCUGCUUCCCUUUCUCCUCUACUCACUGUUUCUGCAAUCCAUCAGUGUUGCAGCUCAAACCAAAAGUACUAUAGCCAUUGGUGAUUCUUUUACUGCAGAUAGUAGCACCUCUCCAUGGUUGCUUUCACCUUCUGGUGACUUUGCCUUUGGUUUUCUUCCACUCAAAGACACUAAUCUAUUUUUGCUUUCCAUUUGGUAUGCAAAAAUUUCUGAGAAAACUGUUGUAUGGUAUGCCAAUGGAGAUAGUCCUGCACCAAAAGGGUCAAAAGUUGAACUCACUGCCAAAGAUGGGUUGGUGCUAACUUCUCCAAAUGGUGUCAGGUUAUGGAACACCGAGGGACUCAAUAGUGCAGUUUCUCGCGGUGUGUUCAAUGACACCGGCAACUUUGUGCUUGAGGAUGGUCAUUUCAACAGUCUUUGGGAAACUUUCAAGUUUCCUAGUGACACCUUGUUGCCUUCUCAGGUUGUUGAAAAAGGAAGAAAGCUUUCUUCAAGGCUUAAGGAGACAGAUUUCAGUAAAGGAAGGUUCGAGCUUCUUUUGCAAAGUGAUGGUAAUCUUGUUAUGCAUUCUAUUAAUUUACCAUCUGGUUAUGUUAAUGAAAACUACUAUGAAAGUAAAACUGAUGGAUCCGGUACAUCAAGUGCUGGAACUCAACUGGUUUUUGACAGAUCAGGGAACUUGUAUGUCUUGGGAGAGAACAAUGACAAAUACAAUGUGUCAGGAGAAGAGAGUAAAGUCUCUACCAUAGAUUUUUAUGUUAGAGCAACUCUUAAUUUUGAUGGAGUUUUCACAUUUUUCAAGCAUCCAAAGAGUUCAACUAAGAGUGAAGGUUGGACCACAGUAUGGUCCAAACCUGAUAAUAUAUGUCUUUAUACUGUCAGUUCUGGUAGUGGAGUUUGUGGAUAUAAUAGUUUCUGCACUUUGGGACAGGAUAAGAGACCAAUAUGCCAGUGUCCAAAAAGUUACUCACUGGUUGAUCCUGGUGAUCCGUAUGGUAGCUGUAAGCCAGAUUUCAUACAAGGAUGUGUAGGAAGAAACGAUCUCUAUGACUUUGAUAUUUUGAUUGACACUGAUUGGCCUUUAUCAGAUUAUGUGCUUCAAAGGCCUUUUACUGAAGAACAAUGUAGGAAUUCUUGUUUGGAAGAUUGCUUUUGUUCUGUGGCUAUUUUCAGGUUAGGUGAUAGUUGUUGGAAGAAGAAGUUGCCACUGUCAAAUGGGAGAGUUGAUGCAACUCUUAAUGGUGCUAAGGCCUUCUUGAAAGUGAAAAAAGCUAAUGUUUCCCUUGGUUGAGGGUGACAUUGGAGAUGAGGAUUAGUUGGAGAAAUUGGUAAUGGUUGUUAUUUGGUGUGUUGAUUUGAUAUCUAAAUAAGCAAAAUAAAUGCUAAUGCUAAUCCUUGGUAAGCAAGAUUAGCAGCUAGUGCUAAAUGCUAGUCUUUCUGGUGUUGUGAAAACUUAAAAGUGAAUUUUACCUUUUUUUUUGUAUUUGUCUUUGGAUCAAGCUGUGGUUUUAUGUUACUAUUUGAGGUCAAGAUUUGUAAUUAAUUUGCAUGAGUAAAUUUGAUUACAUUGUUGUUUUGUUUUGGAUAAA
This is a messenger RNA of Vicia villosa (hairy vetch), 1687 nucleotides long. Its product is annotated as G-type lectin S-receptor-like serine/threonine-protein kinase RLK1. The record is from RefSeq and is a predicted model, not a curated record. The transcript has a single exon. Bases 88 to 1389 code for a protein of 433 amino acids. Lineage: Eukaryota; Viridiplantae; Streptophyta; Magnoliopsida; Fabales; Fabaceae.